Pseudozyma hubeiensis SY62 is the source of this 2619-nucleotide messenger RNA. RefSeq lists its product as hypothetical. The record is from RefSeq and is a predicted model, not a curated record. The coding region runs from base 1 to 2619 and encodes 872 amino acids. Gene Ontology annotation, biological process: phospholipid biosynthetic process. NCBI's taxonomy places the organism in Eukaryota, Fungi, Basidiomycota, Ustilaginomycetes, Ustilaginales, Ustilaginaceae. Gene Ontology annotation, cellular component: endoplasmic reticulum membrane. The transcript has a single exon. Gene Ontology annotation, molecular function: glycerone-phosphate O-acyltransferase activity; glycerol-3-phosphate O-acyltransferase activity.
AUGGCGUCAAUACCCGCCGACGCCGCGGGUGCCAAGCCUGGCAGUUCGAGCAGCGCUUCCGCUCGAGCCUCGGCCACGGCAGCCCCAGCUGGGUCACGUCGUGGUCGUGAUGCCACCCCGUCGUUCGGCGUCAUGUGGUCCGUCAUGCGAUCGAUCGGCGACAUGUCGCUGCCGUUCUUCUUCUCCAGCGUCACCGUCUCUUCAACCUCCCACGUUCCUCCCUCCACCACACCUCUCAUCCUCUGUUCCAACCACAGCAACACCAUCCUCGACGUAGCCAUCCUCGCUUCGCACUUUCCCGAACGACGACCGCUCCACUUUUGGGCCAAAUCGGGAUUCUUCCACAACCCCAUCCUUCGCUGGAUCCUCACUUCCUCCGGCAACAUCAAGGUCGAUCGCAAGAACAAGAACAACCAGUCGCUGUUUCAGGGUACGUUUCAGGCUAUGAAGGCAGGUGGUGCCAUCGCGCUGUUUCCCGAGGGAGGGAGUUAUACCAUUCCGAAGCUGGCGAAGCUGAAGAUGGGGGCGGCGUGGGCGGCGUUAGAGUACUCGAGGCAUUUGCAGACGGAGCAAGGGGAUGGGGUGAGGACGCAAGUCAAGAUUUUGCCGGCAGCCGUGGUGUUCGACGACAAGAGCGUGUUCAGGAGUAGAGCGGGUUUGAGGUUCGGAGAACCGUUGAGUUUGGAUAGGUACAUAGAGGAGUUCCUGUCUUCGCCGAUGGGAGCCGGAACGAGCGAAGAAAAGAUCAAGAGUGCGGUGGGAAAGGAGGAUGGAACGGUUCCGGCUACACCGGAAAGCAUGACGAGAACGAACACGUCGGAAGGAGAACAGUUUGCAAGUCCAGCACAUCGUGCAGUCGCACGGUUGACGGAAGACCUGCAAAGGGCGAUGGAGACGUUGACGUUCAACGCUCCGGAUUGGGAGACUUUCCAAGCUGUAAGGUUGGCUAGGGAGACGAUUUUCGAGUUGCAGGGGGGAGAGGUGGUGAAGGAGGACAUGGAGGAGUACGUUGAGCUUUCGAGGGCAAUUAUGAUGCUCCUUACGCUGGACCAAACGGACCAACCAUCAGAGAUGAGAGCGACAUCGAAGGAAGCAAGACGCUCGCUCUUCGUCUACAGCUCGCUGCUCCACCUCUCCGACGUCGACAACCUCACUCUCGCACGCACCCUCGCAAACCGCCACUUGUCCAUCCCACUCAAAUCCUUCCUCCUCCGUCUGCCCAUCUACAUCCCGAUCUUCACCCCAACCCUGAUCCCCACGUAUCUGCUCCCCAAUGCCCUCGCCCACCACUACGCCGGCAGGGAGGAGGAAUCGCUCUCUUCCGUCAAGACCCUGUUCAGCUUCCUGUUCACUUCGAUGCUCUACUCUACGCUGCUGUUCAAGACCAUGACGUGGGCACGGUGGUCGCCGCCAGGGUUGUUGGUGGGGAUGGCAGGUGUGUGGUGGUUGCACGAUCUGAACCGCGGGUGCGUGGACGGUGCGUACUCGUUGGUGAAGCAGAUCAGGUUCGGGUGGAGACUGCGCGGUGUCAAACUCGAUGCGUCGAAGAGAGUGGAAGGCGUGCAGAGGAAAGGGAAGAGCUUGUUCUUCUACGGAACGCUUGUGCAUCCGAAGAUCUUGGCGAGGGUGAUUGGGAACGACGGGGAUCAUCUGACGGUUCAAAACGCGGUGUUGGAUGGGGCGAAGCUGUUCCGCGUCAAGGAGGCGGAGUAUCCGGGGCUGGUGAGGGAAGAUUCCAGCUCGACGAACAUCAAUGCUGUCAAGGGAACCCUCGUCAGCGGUCUCACCGAUUCCGACGUAGGCUACCUCGACACCUUCGAGGGCGACGAGUACAUCCGAUCCUCCGUACGUGUCAUCCCCGACCCACUCGCACCGGCGGAACGCAACUCGACCCGAAUCGCCAACGCCGGCAACGCCCCUCUCCACGCGAUCCUCUCUUCCCUCACAAAACCGCGCAUCGCGUCCCUCUGCGCUUCCACGUCACCCAAGAUCGAAGCACAGGUUUACACCUGGGUCGCAGGCAGCGACAAGCUGGAAGACAGAGUGUGGGAGUUCGACGAGUUCGCCAAGAACCACGCGGCGAACUGGGUGGGCGAGGGACAGGUGGAACACGAACACGAGUACCAGGUGGUCGAUCGGGUACGGUCCAGAAUGGACUCUCCUGAAUCCAAGCCACUCCUCACAACGGGAGGAGAUGCACGGAAGGAUGAGGAGGAUGCAGAGCGAUGGAUGGAAGAAUACGCAUCGACGCUGGUCGAGGGCGAAGGAAGGGUGAAGGAUGCACUGGUGCAAGUGUGCAGCGUGUUGAGGGAGAAACCGAGCAUCCAGUACUAUGUGGACAAGGGGCUGGGGAAGAACAGGCCGAAGAAGGGGGACAGGGAGAUGCUGACUGCACUGUUGAGGGCGAGAAUCAGUGCCAAAGCAAAGUUGGAGGAAUUGAUGGUGAUGGUGGAGAGGACGGAGGUGGAGGAGGUGAGAUCGGCGGUGGAGUCGUUGGUGGAAGCAAAGAAGAGAGCAUUGCGAAGGAUAGGUGUCAUGGAGAUGAGCGGCGACGCCGCUUGGCCCUUCAGCCAGAUUGUGGUUGGAGCAGCAGAGAUCGAGUCCAAGAAGACAGUUUAA